Molecule: messenger RNA, 234 nt
Organism: Didymella exigua CBS 183.55
Lineage: Eukaryota; Fungi; Ascomycota; Dothideomycetes; Pleosporales; Didymellaceae
Exons: 1
Coding region: 1-234 (77 amino acids)
Biological process (GO): regulation of transcription by RNA polymerase II
Cellular component (GO): chromatin
Molecular function (GO): DNA-binding transcription factor activity, RNA polymerase II-specific; RNA polymerase II cis-regulatory region sequence-specific DNA binding
Source: RefSeq, a predicted model, not a curated record
AUGUCAGGAUCCUCUUGGCCCCAAUGUCCUGAUUUGUCAACUCGACCUACUAUUCGUCGGCGCCACAGACAGAUACGGAAGUGUCCGGAAUGCUGCCAGAUCUUUUCUAAAGCAGAACACCUUGAGCGGCACGUCCGAUCCCACACAAAAGAGAAGCCCUUCAACUGCUACCUGUGUCCCAAGGCUUACAGUCGCAAGUGGGUGCCCAUUAAUCGAAUUGAGGCUGGGUUAUAA